AUGGAAGAAAGCAAGAAAAUUGUGAUUCGUGAAGUUUGGUCGUCUAAUUUGGAGUCGGAGUUCGAGCUGAUUGGUCGAUUAAUCGACGAGUUUCCGUUUAUUUCAAUGGAUACUGAAUUUCCUGGUGUUGUUUUCCGACCUCCAGUGGACCCCACCAACAACAGGAAUUAUUUCCGACAGCUGAAGCCGUCUGAUCAUUACAAGAUACUUAAGUCCAACGUUGACGCUUUGAACCUUAUCCAGGUUGGCCUCACGCUUUCCGACGCCGAGGGGAAUUUGCCUGAUCUGGGGACCGGUAACCGGUUCAUCUGGGAGUUCAAUUUCAAGGAUUUCGACCUUGAGUGUGACGCACACGCUCCGGAUUCCAUUGAGUUGUUGAGGCGACAAGGGAUUGACUUUGAUAGGAACAGAGAGGAGGGGGUCGACUCGGGGAGGUUUGCUGAGUUGAUGAUGUCGUCUGGGCUUGUCUGCAACGAGUCAGUGAGUUGGGUUACCUUCCAUAGCGCUUAUGAUUUUGGGUACUUGGUGAAGAUUCUCACGCGCCGGGACUUGCCGUCUGGGUUGGUGGAGUUUCUGAGGUUGUUGAGGGUGUUUUUCGGAAGUAAAAUUUAUGAUGUCAAACACAUGAUGCGGUUCUGUAAGAGCUUGUAUGGUGGGUUGGACCGGGUGGCCCGGACGCUGGAGGUGAACCGGGCUGUCGGGAAAUGUCACCAGGCCGGUUCCGAUAGUUUGCUGACAUGGCAUGCUUUCCAAAAGAUGAGGGAUGUGUUUUUCGUGAAAGAUGGACCGGAGCAACAUGCCGGCGUUUUGUACGGAUUAGAGGUGUUUUGUUGA
Dovyalis caffra is the source of this 834-nucleotide messenger RNA. Lineage: Eukaryota; Viridiplantae; Streptophyta; Magnoliopsida; Malpighiales; Salicaceae. The record is from the annotation of a GenBank genome assembly.